Molecule: messenger RNA, 3843 nt
Organism: Pseudophryne corroboree (corroboree frog)
Lineage: Eukaryota; Metazoa; Chordata; Amphibia; Anura; Myobatrachidae
Product: zinc finger protein 268-like
Exons: 2
Coding region: 316-2040 (574 amino acids)
Biological process (GO): regulation of transcription by RNA polymerase II
Cellular component (GO): nucleus
Molecular function (GO): DNA-binding transcription factor activity, RNA polymerase II-specific
Source: RefSeq, a predicted model, not a curated record
GGAGGGGGGAGGAGAAGUUUCCUGUGUGUGUGGAGAGAGGAGCAGGAGUGAGGACGCUGGUGCUGGCCUUGUUUUUCACUCAUUGGACACGACACAUUUCAGUGGAGCCGACGGGAGAGGAGGUGACGGUGACCGGCAGUGAGGUAACUUAAGGAGCUGGAAUCCCACUAAGAUUAAAAGACAAGGCUGCAGAAAGAGAUGGGAAAGGAAUCUUGUUCCCUGAUCUAGAAAACUAAAGAUAUAAUUUCUUCUUAAGCUUCUGAAUGGUUCAAAGAAACGAUUUUCAUUUUAUGGAUAGAAGUUUUUAUCCAUUACAUGAUGAGUCUCACAGGAGAGAGACCACAUCUGUGUUCUGAGUGUGACAGAAGCUUUACAUAUAAAUCACAGCUUCUCAUACAUCAGAGGAGUCACACAGGAGAGAGACCACAUCUGUGUUCUGAGUGUGACAAAAGCUUUACCUGUAAAUCACAUCUUCUCACACAUCAGAGGAUUCACACAGGAGAGAAACCACAUCUGUGCUCUGAGUGUAACAGAAGCUUUAUAUAUAAAUCACUUCUUAUCAUACAUAAGAGAAUUCACACAGGAGAGAAACUAUUUACAUGUUCUGAAUGCAGCAAGUGUUUUUCCCAGAAGACAAAUCUUCUCAUACAUCAGAGGAGUCACACAGGAGAGAGACCAUUUACAUGUUCUGAAUGCAGGAAGUGUUUUUCCCAGAAGUCGCAUCUUCUCAUACAUCAGAGGAUUCACACAGGAGAGAGACCACAUCUGCGCUCAGAGUGUGACAGGAGCUUUAUACAUAAAUCACAUCUUAUACUACAUCACAGGAGUCACACAGGAGAGAAACCUUUUGAAUGUUCUGAAUGCAGCAAGUGUUUUUCCCAGAAGUCAUAUCUUGUUAUACAUCAGAGGAGUCACACAGGAGAGAAACCUUUUGAAUGCUCUGAAUGCAGCGAGUGUUUUUCCCAGAAGUCAUAUCUUGUUAUACAUCAGAGGAGUCACACAGGAGAGAAACCAUUUACAUGUUCUGAAUGUAGCAAAUGUUUUACCAGGAAGUCAUAUCUUGUUAUACAUCAGAGAGUUCACAGAGGAGAGAAACCUUUUGAAUGUUCUGAAUGCAGCGAGUGUUUUUCCCGGAAGUCACAUCUUGUUAUACAUCAGAGGAGUCACACAGGAGAGAAACAUUUUGAAUGUUCUGAAUGCAGCAAGUGUUUUACCAGGAAGUCAUCUCUUGUUUUGCAUCAGAGGAUUCACACAGGAGAGAAACCAUUUAUAUGUUCUGAAUGUAGCAAGUGCUUUUCCCAGAAGUCACAUCUUGCUAUACAUCAGUGGAUUCACACAGGAGAGAAACCUUUUAAAUGUUCAGAAUGUAGAAAGUGUUUUUCCCAGAAGUCAGAGCUUGUUAUACAUCAGGGGAGUCACACGGGAGAGAAAUCUUUAAAAUGUUCUGAAUGCAACAAGUGUUUUUCCCGGAAGUCACAUCUUGUUAUACAUCAGAUGAGUCACACAGGAGAGAAACCAUUUACAUGUUCUGAAUGCAGCAAGUGUUUUUCCCAGAAGUCACAUCUUGCUAGACAUCAGAGGAGUCACACAGGAGAGAAACCAUUUACAUGUUCUGAAUGUAGCAAGUGUUUUUCCCUGAAGUCACAUCUUGCUAGACAUCAGAGGAGUCACACAGGAGAGAAACCUUUUAAAUGUUCUGAAUGCAGCAAGUAUUUAUCCCGGAAGUCAGAGCUGCUUAUACAUCAGAGAAUUCACACAGGAGAGAAACCUUUUGAAUGUUCUGAAUGUAGGAAGUGCUUUUCACGGAAGUCACAUCUUGUUAUACAUCAGAGGAGUCACACAGGAGAGAAACCUCUUAAAUGUUCUGAAUGCAGCAAGUGUUUUUCCCGGAAGUCAUAUCUUGUUAUACAUCAGAGGAGUCACACAGGAGAGAAACCAUUUACAUGUUCUGAAUGCAGCAAGUGUUUUACUAGAAAGGAAACACUCCGUAAUCACAUGCGGAGUCACUCUGAGGGCCUGAAUGCAGCAUGUGUAUCAUAAGUAAUGUAACUUAUCACAACUGUAUGAAUUCAAUGGAGCCAAUAUUUAUUUUGUGAAUUUGACCAGUGUUUUAUAUAAAUGACUCUUGAUAAAGACAGGAGAGGUCAGACAAGUGGACCUGGAGGUACUUUUCCCCCUGGGAAGGUCUCUGUGUUAGGAACUAGAGCUGCAGUAUAACAAUAGCCAAUGACCGUGGGACUGCCAUUACUGAGCUCUGUAAUAUACAGCUGUUCUGCUCAUGCAGGUGCUGGGACUAGUAGAGAGUUCCAGCAGCUCCUUUCAGUACUGGGAUUCCUUCUCUGACCAGCAGGGCUAUGAGUGCUGGGUAUUUCUACAGGAACAAUGUAUGCUGUUCUGUUUCACCGUAUGGGUUAUUGUAUGGGGUGUUAUUUUUAACCACUUUUUAGAUGCCAUUUUUUCCAUGUUUAACUCCAUUUUGUAUAUGUAUGACCUCAUUGCUUUAUAUACUGUACAUACUUUUUAUUAGGAUUAGUGCUUUGCAGACAUAUAGGCAGCAGUUAGAAAUAUAGUCUCACGUUAAGUUACAAGUUUUCUUUCACCUUUGACAUAGUGUGAAAGACAUGGCUGAUUAUAAUAAAUAUAUGUUCCUGUUAUCAGUAUCUCAGAUGGAAACUGUCUAGAAAGAUGUUUGGGGUAUUGUGUACAUAAGUAGGGGAAAGGGUACAGUUGUCUAGAAUAACAUAUAUUAUGUUUUCCUGAAUGACUACUGCACCCAGCGUCACAAACCCUGAAUGUAAUAUCUGGUAAGACAAUGUUAGUGUAUCCUUGCAGGGUUAUAAAGGCUAGAGCAGGGGUGGCUAACCAGUCGGAGGCAAAGAGCCAGAAAAGAUCCAUAGGCAAGUGCAAGAGUCACUAUCAUGCAAAAAUGGGGGUGUGGCCUAGUUGUCACAAAGCCACGCCCCAUUUUUGUGCACACACCUUUUGGUAUGAUGUUUGUAGGAGUGUGAGCUUGUGUCAUAACCCUGUUUAGUCAUGUUGUACAGUGCCACAUACAUAUAAAAAUGCCCAAAAAUGGAUGCCACCACAGUGCUAGAUAAAUAUAUGCCCCCAGUGCCAGAUACAUAUACGACCCCAGUGCCAGAUAUGCCCCCACAGUGCCAGAUAUGCCCCCGAUGCAGAUACACAUGUCCCCACAGUGCCUCCCACAGUGCCAGAUAUGCCCCCACAGUGCCAGAUAUGCCCCCACAGUGCCAGAUAUGCCCCCACAGUGCCAGAUAUACCCCCGAUGCAGAUACACGUGUCCCUACAGUGCCAGAUAUGCCCCCACAGUGCCAGAUAUGCCCUAGUGCAGAUACACAUGCCCACACAGUGCCAGAUAUGCCCCCAGUGCAGAUACACAUGCCCAUACAGUGCCAGAAAUGCCCACACAGUGCCAUAUAUGCCCCAGUGCAGUUAUGCCCCAGCGCAGGUACACAUGCCCCUACAGUGCCAGAUAUGCCCCCAGUGCAGAUACACAUGCCCCCACAGUGUCUCAUAUGCCCCCAGUGCAGAUACACAUGCCCCCACAGUGCAGAUACACAUGUCCCCACAGUGCCCCCCACAGUGCCAGAUAUGCCCCCAGUGCAGAUACACAUGCCCCCACAGUGUCUCAUAUGCCCCCAGUGCAGAUACACAUGCCCCCAGUGCUGUUACAUAUGCCGCCACAGUGCCUCACUCCCCCCCCCUCCUAAAAACAAAGUGCUGCUCACCGCGCUGCUGUGAGGGGAAGGAGAGUGCAGGGCGUGCCUCUCCUACCCCUCCGUCCUCCGGCGGCGCUGUGUAUCUUCAAUUCGGCGCCGGCCC